This is a messenger RNA of Aphanomyces astaci, 4932 nucleotides long. RefSeq lists its product as hypothetical. Gene Ontology annotation, cellular component: membrane. Lineage: Eukaryota; Oomycota; Saprolegniomycetes; Saprolegniales; Verrucalvaceae. The transcript is spliced from 2 exons. Gene Ontology annotation, biological process: transmembrane transport. The record is from RefSeq and is a predicted model, not a curated record. The coding region runs from base 85 to 3969 and encodes 1294 amino acids. Gene Ontology annotation, molecular function: ATP binding; ATP hydrolysis activity; ABC-type transporter activity.
GGACGUGUUUUUGUCCGAUUGUGCGUUUGAAGCAUGACGCAAGGUGCAUAUCAUUGUUGAACCUGCCAUCAAUAGUGAAACGAAAUGGCCAUGCCAAAACACGACCAGCAUGAGCUGACUCCAUAUCAAGCCGUGCAAUCGCCGUCUGCGAGAGCCGUGGACGUUGCCGCUCCAUCUGACCAAGAAGCCACCGCUACCCCCAAAGAAGACGACAAGAAGUUGGCACCGCUCACAAAGCUGUUCCAGUUUGCCGAUUCGACGGACGUUUGGCUCAUGCUCGUGGGUACGAUCUGCGCCGCGGGAACUGGGUUUUCCCAGCCCCUUCAAAUUCUUCUCUUUGGCGAAAUCAUGAACUCGUUUAACCCGCCCCCCCCCACUGUCGUCCUGAAUGCCUCCGACGUUGAAGCCAUGCAAACGUCCAUGUCUUCUGGCAUCAACGAAGUUGCCAUCAAGUUCGUUUGGCUCGGACUUGGUGUGCUGGUGUGUGGGUUUGGCCAAGUCGCGUGUUGGUCGAUUUCGGCCAGCCGUCAGAGCAAGCGCAUCAAGCAAGAGUACAUCCGUGCGAUCUUGCGGCAGGAAAUCGGGUGGUUCGACGUCAACAACUCCAUGGAACUGGCGACCAAGGUCGCGGACACGACCCUAAUCAUCCACGACGGCAUGGGCCGCAAACUCGGCGACGGGAUCAACUUCACGGCAAUGGGGGUCGGCGGCCUCGUGAUUGGGCUGUUGAAAGGGUGGAAGUUGGCGCUGGCGCUUCUCGGGUUCACGCCUUUGAUUGGCAUCGCCGCGUUCUUCAUGGUCAAAGCGCUGACGUCGGCCGUCACGGCGUCCGUGGCCGCGUACGGCACGGCGGGCGGCAUCGCGGAAGAAUCGCUGUCCAACGUCCGCACCGUCCAGAUGUUCAACUUGAUGGACACAUUUGCAGCCAAGUACAAGGCGGCGCUUCUGGCCACGGAAAAGGCCGGCAUAAGAAAAGGGCUGUCCGUCGGCCUCGGCGCCGGGUGCAUGUUCGGCAUGGUCUUUAUAACCUAUGCGUUUGGGAUGUGGUACGGCGCCGUGCAAGUCGCCACCGACCAGCUGACUUUGCCCAAGUGCACCGACAACUGCUACGACGGCGGCCGCGUACUCAUCGUGUUCUUCUCCAUCAUCAUGAGCGCCAUGGCGCUGGGUCAAGCCGGUCCAAGCCUCCAGGCGGUGUUCUCGGCCCGAGCCGCCGCCAGCGUCGUGUUUGACAUGAUUGAGCGGCCAUCGUUGGUGGAUGCGACGUCGGACGUCGGCACCAAGCUGGAUCACGUCGACGGGGACAUUCAACUGGACUCGAUCUCGUUCCAGUACCCGUCCCGCCCCCAUGUGCAAGUGUGCAACGGCUAUUCGUUGCACAUCAAAGCUGGUGAAAAGGUAGCCCUCGUUGGCCCGAGUGGCAGUGGAAAGAGCACCAUAGUGUCGCUGCUCGAACGCUACUACGACCCUGUGGACGGCACCGUCAAGCUGGACGGCCACGACCUCAAGACGCUCAACGUCAAGUGGCUCCGCGCGCAGUUUGGCCUCGUAGGUCAAGAGCCAUGCCUGUUUUCGUGCUCGAUUGCCGACAACAUUCGAUUUGGCAAGCCCGACGCGACCUUGGACGAUAUUUACCAAGCCGCCAAACAAGCCAACGCGUACGACUUUGUUGUGGCAUUCCCGAGUGGAUUCGACACGGAAGUGGGCGAGCGAGGCACCCAACUGUCUGGAGGCCAGAAACAACGCAUUGCCAUCGCCCGGGCGAUCAUCAAGAACCCGGCAGUGUUGUUGCUGGACGAAGCCACGAGCGCGCUCGAUGCCGAGAGCGAACAUGUGGUCCAGGCGUCGCUGGAUGCCCUCCUCGCCACUCGCCAGCGCACGACCAUCAUCAUAGCCCACCGCCUCUCGACGAUCCGCGAUGCCGGCCGCAUUGUCGUGCUGAACGAAGGGCACGUGGUGGAAGAAGGUAGCCACGACGAUCUCAUCAGUCGCCCAGACAGCCACUACAAGAAACUCGUCGAAGCCCAAGCCCGUCCCACCACGUCCUCCCCCAACACUGCGGCGAGUACCGCCACCACCCAAUCGGCUAAAGCCACAAAGACGACCCAGCUGGCUGAAACGUCCAUCGACGUCGCCAAAGUUUCCGAACACUCGGUCGUGUCCACCGCUGACAUGGCGCCAGACGCCGCUGCAUCACACAAGUCCGUUGCGCUUAGUCGGCUGUGGCGCAUGAACAGUCCCGAAGCCUGGUACAUCCUCUGCGGGUCCCUCGGUGCUUUGAUCCACGGCGCCGUGUUUCCCCUGUGGGGACUCCUCUUUGUCAACGUCACAGUCUUGUACUUCAAGUACAAUUUGACGCCCGAUGAAAUGAAAGCCGAAGCUGUGACGUGGUCCAUCGCGUUUCUCGUGUUGGGCGCAACGUAUUUCGUAGCCGUGACGACGCAAAACUACUCGUUUGCAGUCGUGUCGGAACGGCUCACGCGGCGGCUGCGGGAGCAAGGCUUCGUCUCCAUGCUGCACCAGGACAUUGGCUGGUUCGACGCGCACUCGUCCGGCGCGCUCACGACGCUGCUGGCCACCGACUCGGCCAUCAUCCAGUCCAUGACGGGAGACCUCAUGAACCGAGUCUUUGUGGCAUCGUCUACUCUGGUCGUGGCGUUCUCGAUUGGGUUUUACUACAGCUGGCACAUGACGCUGGCCCUCAUUGGUGUGUUUCCCCUUAUGGGAGCAGCCACAUUCGUUCAAAUGUCGCUCAUGUCUGGCCACGGCAAAGCCCUCAACGAAGGCGACGUCCAAGCGGGCGCGCUGCUGUCGGAAUCCAUCAACUCGAUCCGCACCGUCGCGUCGUUCACCCUAGAGGGGCAAGUGCACAGUCGGUACAUUGGCCAUCUCGAAGCGUCAUCCACGAAAGACGUCAAGAAAGGGUUGUUUGGGGGCGUCGGGUUCGGCGUGAGCCAGGGAGUCAUGUACUUUGCACUGGCAUUCCUGUUUUGGUUUGGCGGGUGGCUGAUCGUCCGCAACUACGUCGACUUUCAUGGUAUGUUUGUCGUCAUGAUGGCCAUCAUGCUGAGUACAUUCGGCGUGGGCAUGGCCAUGCAAGACGUGGCCGACAGCGGCAAGGCCAAAGCGGCCGCGGUCCGCCUCUUCGACGCAAUCGACCGCGAGCCGCCUAUCAAGUGCACGUCCACCGCCACCACCUCAGACGGGGAUACGCUGCCGACAGUCCAAGGCGCCCUAGAGUUCGUCAACGUCAAGUUCGCGUACCCGAGUCGCCCGCAUGCCAUCAUUUACGACGGGUACUCGCUCAAGGUGCCAAGUGGCGCCACGGUGGCCCUAGUGGGAGCCAGCGGGUGUGGCAAGAGUACGGCCAUCUCCCUCGUCGAGCGCUUCUACGAUCCGGUGGAGGGCAGCGUAUUGCUGGAUGGUGUCGACAUUCGCUCGCUCAACCUGCAGUGGCUGCGGCAGCACAUCUCCCUUGUCGGACAAGAACCGGUGUUGUUUGCAGGCACGAUCGCCGACAACAUUGCCGCGGGCAAGGCAGGGGCGACGGCGGAUGAGGUGGAGGAUGCGGCCAGGAAGGCCAACGCGCACGACUUUAUCAUGCAGUUCCCAGACAAGUACAAUACCCAAGUAGGGGACCGAGGUGUACAAGUGUCGGGAGGACAGAAGCAGCGCAUUGCGAUAGCCCGGGCCAUUCUGAGAGAUCCAGAGGUUUUGCUGCUGGACGAAGCCACGAGUGCGCUGGACAACGAAAGCGAACGCCUCGUCCAAGCCUCGUUGGACGCGCUGCUGCAGCUCAAACGGCGCACGACCAUCAUCGUGGCCCACCGGCUGUCGACGAUUCGAAAUGCCGACGUGAUUGCUGUCACGGACGGAGGCAAGAUUGUCGAGCUUGGCACCCACGACCAACUCAUGGCGAUCCCCGAUGGAAAGUAUGUACACCUAGUGCAACACCAAGUUUCGCAUUAGAAGGAAGCGAACCUACGGGGUACAGUAACGCUGCCCUUUAUAUAACUUCAUAUUGCAGUACUAUAGCAGUAUAUUGUAUCACCCGAUGAAGGAGGUAGGUAGGCAUACUAACUAGUACACAGUGUAGCUUAGUAGAUCACGACGCAACGGAUGGUGGAUGUGUACUUGUGGACGAAAUCUAUGUCUCAGAUGUCCACAAACAUGAACGAUUAACACUCUAAACGAUCUCGAUUGAUUACACUUGUGAGGAUGAAUACCCUGGGUAGCCAGGUUGUGCCGUGGGGUACGGCGGAGGAUAGGCGCCUUGGUAGCCCGGUUGAGGAUAAGGCUGAUAGUUGGGCGCUCCGUGGGUUGCGGGGUAGCCUGGCUGAGCACCAGGGUACGAAGGCUGGGCAUAGCCAGAGUAUGCUGGCGGAGGUAAGUUCGGUUGCGCAGGGUACGUUGGUUGAGGUGCAUAGCCGGGGUACCCAGGUUGAGCGCCAUAAUGGGGUUGCGGAUGAGAAGGAUAUUGAGGUUGUUGAGGGUACGCUGGUUGAACGAUGCCUUGGCCUGCGUAGCCCGCCGUAGGCCCUGUGCCGAGGAGGAGUUGGAUGGCUAGGUUGAUAGUGCCUUUCUGCUUGCGGCCGUGGUUGACGGGGUACCAUUGAUCGACCAUCUGACCGUGGAGGAAUGCAUUCAAAGGAACGUUGCACGUGCCGAUGAAUUCGUCGCUGACCCAGUUGUGGUCCUUGAUGACGAUCAAUAGUUGUUCCACCUGUGGGUCCAUCACGUUGAACACGAACGUGUCUUCCCAUCGUGGAUUCUUGCCGCCAUUGUCGUGCGUUCGAGUGCGAAACACUCGUCCACCCAACCUGACUUCGCAGUAUGGAUCUUGUUUGCCUAUGAACUGGACGCUGCGGAGGUUGGUGGCGCCCUUGACGCGGACUUGGAGCUCUGGCAUGCUGUUUCGACGUUCAAAACUGG